Molecule: messenger RNA, 1159 nt
Organism: Oxyura jamaicensis (ruddy duck)
Lineage: Eukaryota; Metazoa; Chordata; Aves; Anseriformes; Anatidae
Product: protein farnesyltransferase subunit beta-like
Exons: 9
Biological process (GO): protein farnesylation
Cellular component (GO): protein farnesyltransferase complex
Molecular function (GO): protein farnesyltransferase activity
Source: RefSeq, a predicted model, not a curated record
AGCAGCGGGUUUGGGGCUUCUCCUGCCCGUCCCCUCCUGUCCCCGCAGUGUCUGGACGCCAGCCGCCCCUGGCUCUGCUACUGGAUCCUGCACAGCCUGGAGCUGCUGGAGGAGCCCAUUCCCCAGGCGGUCGCCUCUGACGUCUGCCAGUUCCUGAGUCGCUGCCAGAGCCCCCAGGGCGGCUUCGGGGGGGGCCCCGGCCAGCACCCCCACCUCGCCCCGACCUACGCCGCCGUCAACGCGCUCUGCAUCAUCGGCACGGAGGAGGCGUUCGGCGUCAUCGACAGGAAGAAGCUCCUGGAGUACCUGCACGCGCUCAAGCAGCCCGACGGCUCCUUCCUCAUGCACAUCGGCGGCGAGGUGGACGUGAGGAGCGCCUACUGCGCCGCCUCGGUGGCGUCGCUCACCAACGUCCUCACGCCCGCGCUCUUCGCCGGGACGGCCGAGUGGAUCGCGAGGUGCCAGAACUGGGAGGGCGGCAUCGGCGGGGUGCCGGGCAUGGAGGCCCACGGCGGGUACACCUUCUGCGGCGUGGCGGCGCUGGUCAUCCUGAAGAAGGAGCACCUGCUGAACCUCCGCAGCUUGCUGCACUGGGUGACCGGCCGGCAGAUGCGCUUCGAGGGCGGCUUCCAGGGCCGCUGCAACAAGCUGGUGGACGGCUGCUACUCCUUCUGGCAGGCCGGGCUGCUGCCCCUGCUGCACCGCGCGCUCCACGCCCGGGACGACGCGGCGCUCAGCAUGGCGCGCUGGAUGUUCGACCAGUCGGCGCUGCAGGAGUACAUCCUCCUGUGCUGCCAGUGCCCGGCCGGCGGGCUGCUCGACAAGCCGGGCAAGUCCCGGGACUUUUACCACACCUGCUACUGCCUGAGCGGGCUGGCCAUCGCCCAGCACUUCGGCAGCGGCGACCUCCACCACGAGGUGGUCCUGGGCGUCCCCGAAAACCGCCUGCAGCCCACGCACCCCGUCUACAACAUCGCCCCGGAGAAGGUGGUGAAGGCGGUGAUGCACUUCUUGCAGCAGCCCGUGCCCAGCCUGGAGGCGGCGGGGUAAGGGCCCCGCUCCCCUGGGACGGCGCGGCCGAGCAGAGCGAGGUCCUCAGGGUGCUAGCCAUACCAAAAAACGGCUGGCCGCCGCCCUCCCCGCGGGAGCCGAGGGCGCC